This is a messenger RNA of Radiomyces spectabilis, 1010 nucleotides long. RefSeq lists its product as uncharacterized. The record is from RefSeq and is a predicted model, not a curated record. NCBI's taxonomy places the organism in Eukaryota, Fungi, Mucoromycota, Mucoromycetes, Mucorales, Radiomycetaceae. Bases 68 to 937 code for a protein of 289 amino acids. The transcript is spliced from 4 exons.
AAAAAAGCAAAAUGACUUUUUCUCUGUUUAUUCUUGGGAAAGAUAUACUUUGUCCUUCUACUCAUCCAUGGCCACCAAAUCGGGCAAUGAGGACACUGGUACGCCAUCCGUGAAUCCUAAACGGAAAUCUAUUUUAUCCGACCUCGGCAUCAAACCCGGAGCCGCGCCGCGAUCCUCUUCGGCUGCAGGGACGACCAAGCCCGCAACAACGACGGUCAAGCGCGCUAAUACAGUCACUGGUGCAGGGCGAGCGUCGGUCACACCCAAAACAACUGCUCGACCGAGGCCUAGUUCCAUCGUCGGCGAUGCGAAACUGUCAGGGAAAGAAAGUCCGGAAUUCAAAACUGUACCUUCAUCACCGGCGGUGCAGCGAUCGACCAGUGUCCGAAGUCGAACAAGCAACUCGUCAUCCGGAAGUUCGGCUGGACGCAAGACACCUUCUUCCAUUACUGUGGAUCGCUCUCAUCGUAGCUCCGCCCCACUCGGUUCUCCUACGACCCCGACACCUACAGCUAACAAACGCCGGUCCAUCGUUCCCACCACGUCCUCUCAGCGACCGCCUCCUCCGCGUUCCCCUUUGACGCGAAGAGCAUCAACCGUUAGCACUGCCACCACACCAAGCAACAGUACCAAACGGUUAUCCUCUACUGCGGGAUUGGACCUCACUCCGGAACUGAAAACGCUCAAGGAAAAGAAAAAGAGGAGUUACUGGCUCAAAAGGAAUCACUGUUGCAAAAGUUGCAAGAGCGUGUUGAUCACCUUGAAAAAGAACGCGGUGAAGUUUUGGAAUCAGAAAUGCCGAUGCUUUCCUCUUCCAAGGUACCAAAUCACCAAGCAGUUACGGAGAUUAAUUCUGGCAGCGACACUUCAAAGACGAAAAGCGGAUCAGACGGCGUUGCUGCAGAGCACAUUAAGGCUGCCAUUCGACGUGAAGUAAAACAAGAACUGGAGAAUGCUCAUAAAGCAGCUAUGGAUAAGCUCCUAGAAGAGCAAGAAGCAAGAUUACGUAC